AUGGCCUUGAUUAAGAAAAGAGAGGACAACAUUAACAACAGAGAACCAUCUCCAAAGCACAAUUGGCGGCUUGAAAUUGUCAUUGGUAUUUCGGCAGGUGGGACUGCAAUUAUAGUAAUCAUUUUUUUGAUUAUCUGCACCCUAAGGAGAAAACAUUUAUCAAGUAAUGCAAUUGUCUGCUGGAAGAAACAUGCAAGAAAAGAUCAGGAUGCUGAGGAAAUCAUUAAAAAUUAUGGAUCUCUAGCCCCAAAGCGAUACACUUAUUCAGAUGUGAAGAAACUUACCAACUCAUUCAAAGAUAAAAUAGGACAAGGAGGAUAUGGUGCUGUAUACAAAGGGAAGCUACCUGAUGGGCAUAUCGUGGCAGUGAAAGUCCUAACAAAGUCCAAAGGUAAUGGAGAAGAAUUUAUUAACGAGGUGGCUAGCAUUAGCAGAACAUCUCAUGUUAAUAUAGUUACUCUAUUGGGUUUCUGCCAUGAGAGGACUAAAAGAGCUCUAAUCUAUGAAUUCAUGCCCAAAGGAUCUCUUGAUACAUACAUAUACAAUCAAAGAUUGCCAGAUAUAAAUUGCCACUUAGAAUGGAAUACAAUACACCAAAUUGCAAUUGGCAUUGCUCGAGGACUAGAGUACUUACAUCGUGGUUGUAGCACGAGGAUUCUACAUUUUGACAUAAAACCUCACAAUAUACUUUUGGAUGAAGAUUUUUGUCCCAAAAUAUCAGAUUUUGGUCUUGCUAAACUCUGCCAAAGAAAAGAGAGUAUUGUGUCCAUGACGGGUGUGAGAGGAACUGCAGGAUAUAUGGCCCCAGAAGUAUUUAGUCGAAAUUUUGGAGGAGUUUCUCAUAAAUCUGAUGUCUAUAGCUAUGGAAUGUUGGUUUUUGAAAUGGUUGGAGGAAGAAAAAAUUUCGAUGCUGGUGUUUCUCAUACCAGUGAAAUAUAUUUUCCACAUUGGAUUUAUAAAAAACUUGAACUAAAAGAAAAUGUUAGUAUUUGCGAGGAAAUGUCAGAGCAAGAAGAAGAGACAACAAAGAAGAUGAUGAUAGUGAGUUUAUGGUGCAUUCAGACUAAUCCUUUGGAUCGGCCAUCCAUGGGCAAGGUCAUAGAGAUGUUAGAAGGUACCCUUCAAUCAUUAGAAUUUCCACCAAAGCCAUUCUUGGAUUCACCAAGAAGAUCACCUCAAGAUUCAUCUAAAAUGUAA
Molecule: messenger RNA, 1197 nt
Organism: Quercus lobata
Lineage: Eukaryota; Viridiplantae; Streptophyta; Magnoliopsida; Fagales; Fagaceae
Product: PR5-like receptor kinase
Exons: 3
Coding region: 1-1197 (398 amino acids)
Biological process (GO): protein phosphorylation
Molecular function (GO): ATP binding; protein kinase activity
Source: RefSeq, a predicted model, not a curated record